Messenger RNA from Rhizophagus irregularis DAOM 181602=DAOM 197198, 1311 nucleotides. RefSeq lists its product as uncharacterized. Lineage: Eukaryota; Fungi; Glomeromycota; Glomeromycetes; Glomerales; Glomeraceae. The record is from RefSeq and is a predicted model, not a curated record.
AUGAUUUCUUCUGAAGGCUCUUCAAGACGCUCUUCUAUUCCUUGUGUCCCUGUUAAUUACAAAGGUUCUAAACGUCAAAAGGCUGGAAAUUCUCUUAUUCCACGUUUUAUGUUUAAACAGGCCAAACCUGCUAUUGACUAUUUUAGUUUAAAGAAAGAUAGCGCCAAAACUAAAAAGUCAGUUUCAUAUUCUCCAACAGUCUAUUGUGAACCAUUAAAAAUUAAAGGGUCUUAUAUCUCACGCAAAGCAGCAAAAAAAGUUGAAUCUCUACUUUCUAACUUUCAAGACAAACCACGACAAAAGAAUGUUACUUUACCUGGAAAAUCAAAAAUUCCGGUACCUAAAAAAACGAAUGUUUCAACCCCUUUAACUACUACUACGACGCGUACUUCUCAUAGAAAUUGUACUACCUGUUCUCAUAGAGCUAGUAGUCUUAAAAAUACAGUUAAUACGGUUAAAAAAAAGAAUUCACGUGUACGUUUUAAUUUAACUAAAGAUAAUCAAGAUAAUCAAGAUAAUCAAGUAGACUAUUCGACUUCUACUUCAAUCAAAAAACCACUUCAGAACUUAUUUAAAAAAAGGGUUUCUCCAUUACCUUUAAUUAAAAGCGAUGAUUUAUCGCCUAAUUCUAAUUCACAUAAGGAAAAUACGGUUUCUCCGUUACAAAAACCAUCUACUCCUACUUUAAUUAAGAACGAUGAUUUAUCACCUACUUCUGAUUUAUAUAAGGAAAACACGGUUUCUCCAUUACAAAAACCAUCUACCCCUACUUUAAUUAAGAACGAUGAUUUAUCACCUACUUUUAAUUCACAUAAUGUUUCUCCAUUACAAUCAUAUACUCCUACUUCACCUGAAACAAAUGACCUAGUAUUUGUUUGCACUCCUACUUUAAUUAAAAGCGAUGAUUUAUCACCACCUACUUCUAAUUCACAUAAAGAAACAAAUGAUUUAGUAUUUAUAUGCACCCCUACUUUAAUUAAAAGCGAUGAUUUAUCACCACCUACUUCUAAUUCACAUGAAAAAAAUGAUCUAGUGUUAGUAUGCUCUUCUUUAAAAAUUAAAUAUACUUCCUUGAAAAUUAAACCUGAAGCAUCAAUUUCAAUUACUCAUAGUAAUGUUGAAGUUUCAACAACUUCUAUUAUUAAACCGGAACUUGCAUCCAUCUUACUUUAUAAAGCAGAAAAAGAUUUAUCAAGUACUAAGCAACAAGCUGAUGAGAAUGUUGAAAAUGCUCCAACUUUAGUUGGCAAUGUUUGUAAAAAUAUCGUGCGAUUUAGUAAUUUUAUUUCCAAAAUUAAGACAUUAGUUUAG